Molecule: messenger RNA, 4085 nt
Organism: Drosophila kikkawai
Lineage: Eukaryota; Metazoa; Arthropoda; Insecta; Diptera; Drosophilidae
Cellular component (GO): MSL complex
Source: RefSeq, a predicted model, not a curated record
CUGUUUCGUUCCCACGUUGUCCUUAAUCACGCAUUCGGAUUUAUUGACUUGAGCUGUUGAUUUAAUUUAGUUUAAACUAACUGAGCCACGAGGCAUACAGAUCAGCUACACACAAAAAACAAACGGAUAACUAUUUGGCCGGUGCCUUCAGCUAAAAUUACAAAACAAUUUAAUAUGAAGCGUGAGGGCGGCAUUUCACGAUGUGCGAUAAACGCGAUAUACCGCAGAUGCGCGUGGUAUAAACCCAUCAUCUGACGGAAGCUCUUUAAUCGGUUCUGGCUGCUCCUGCUCGAUGUAUAAAAAGUAUAUGUAAACAGUGCGCCGCAUAUUAAAAUUGCAAAAGUUAAUAUGUUUCCGCGCAAUCCAAUGUGCUGCAGUGCGUCUUGUGAAGGACUUGUGAAAUUUCCUGCGUAAAGCCUCCAAAACGAACAUUUACACAGCGGCAUGAGUUGCCUUUGCGAGCCACAACAGGCUUCCGGGAGGAGGAGGAACAGGCGGCGGAACAGCGGCAGCGCUGCUGAGGACGAUUUCGACAAGGUCAGCAUCGAGGCCAAUGCAGACGAUAGUGAGUCCAUAUCGACGGAACCGGAUACAGGUCUACAACAGAUGGACAACAAUGAACCCAAGGACGCGGAGCCGGCGGAGUUUGGUCAUCUGGUUGAGACGCGGCGCAAGAUACGCGAGGCAAUUGCGGCCCUGAACGAUGAUGAUGGCUUUGACAAGCGCAUGGCCCGCCUGCUGGCGCAGUUCGAGGGUGCCAUUCGGGAGGAGUUUGAGCGGGCGCAGUAUUCACCGCCCCAGUGUAGGCAGCUGGCGCGCAUCAUAAUUGGACUCACGGACAUCGUGCACAGCAUGAUGCAGGGCCGGGCUCUACAGCUGGACGAGAACUACUGGCAACGCAUUUGCCAGAUUGUUGGCUACUACAUAUCCUGCGAGUUGUGCGCCGCCCAGGCAUCGGUCGAGGCUGACAAGUGCAUAAUUAAUCGUAUUAAUACCUGCCUCAAGCUGUAUGUGGAGCAUGGAGAGGGUGGUCCUGGCGUCCACAAGGAGCAUGUGCUGCGCACUCUUCUGGCGGCACCUAAACUCUUCAAUAGAGCCAGUAUUUUGUCUGUACUAUACAGCCGGCUCUUUCCCCACUGGUCCAUGCCCAGUAUUAUGCUCCAAGCCGAGUUGCCCGACAAGCUGUACAUCGAAUAUAUACUCAUUUUCUACUACUGGUACCGCCUGGAGCCGGACGAGUCCCUUAAAGAACGCAUUGUGACGUUUGCCGAUAAGUUUAUGAGACCAUCGGAAUCUUUGACCACGAGGAGUAUGUAUGCCGCCUACCUGCCUAAGAUAACCGUCCAGACAACGGCCACGCGCGCCAUUUUAAAUUAUUUGAGGCAGAACAGCUGCACCAGCCUUCACAUUGCCAGCAGAAUGGAUAACCGACCGCCGCAAGCCAACGAAGUGGUGCUCAGUUCAGAUGAUGAGGAUAGUUGCCCAAUGUGGAGUACCGUCAUGGGAGCAGCACCCCCUGUGACGCAGCAUAAUCCGCCUGCUUUUCUGCAAAACCUUUGCCGGAAUGCCCGCCACUUGGAGCCCUGCAAGCGGGCUAAUGCUCUCUUUAGCGGCAUCGAUAGCUCUGUGGAGAUAGUGGAUCUGCGAGAUUCCGACGACGAGAUGGAAAUGUUCUCUGUAAACUUUAAUGUGCCCGCAAGCGUAGAUGGUAUUAUCUCCAACUCCAACUCAAACUCAAACGAUGCUGGGAAUCAGGAUGACUCCGUCAAUGUCACUCGCAUAUAUCCCAGCAACCUGCGCACCUAUGAGCGGACAGUAGCCCCGAUACCGCCUACUGCCACCUAUACAAUACCGCGCAUAGUUAAUAGCUAUAGUUGCCGCAGGGAUAGCCUACACUUGGUGUCCACCACAGCGCCGCAUCUGGUCGAUCAAAGUGUACAAACGUUGGCGGAGGAGCAGCCGGAGCAGCAGGAUCUCGACCCGUACAGAUGCCUCUUCCCGAGUAGGAGCAGAAGCAGCAGCAACAAUGAUGAUGACAGCGGUCAGCGGACACCGCUGUAUCACUGCCGUCAAUCUUCUAGUCAAAACUGCAGCAGCAACACCAGCGAGACGUCGCUUCUGAAGAAACAGGUUACCUUUAGUGCCCAGCAUUUGGGUGCCACUGCCCCAAAGGGUUCGUCUUCGCCAGCACUAGCCGCCGCAACAAAGAAGUCCUCGAUCAAGCGUCAGAGGAGAACAUCCAAGGCAGAACACCUAGAGUUGAUACGUCGGAAGGCGCGAAAUGAGCACUUUCAGGCCAGCGAGAGAAUGUUCGCCAAGCUGGAAGCCAAGAACCAACAAACUAUUUGCGAUAACCAUUUAACCCCCACCAACAGCAACGCCUCUAGUGGUACACCCACCCGGAUACAACCGGUCACAUCUAGCCAUAACAAGAAGGUUGGCUUGCCCACACCGCCAGCCUCAACGCACAGUUCCAGUAGUCCUUGCCAUGUUCAAAGCGUAACCACCACCAGCCGACACCAGAAAUCCAAGUGGCCAACGGAUGCCGAAGUAAGGUUAUACAAUGAGCUGCUUAGCCAGCAGCGCGAGAAGAUUCGAGAACGUCGGCUGAUGAUAAAGCAAGAGAAGAUGACGCGAAUCGACAAUCAUGUGAUGAAGGAGGAGCGGAAGCAGUCCAAAAAGCAACAGCGGAAGUUGCUGAGGGAAGAAAAGGCACUGAAGGUUAUACAGCCAACGCCCAGGGCCAAGGAAUCCGCGAAGGCAAAGGACAGGUAUCCCAUUGUAAGACUGAAACGUAUAAAUCUCAAGGGUCACGAGUCGUCGGAUGUUCCCAAUGACCAAAGGCAGCCACCCCAAGAAGAGCCUUCACAGAAAAACCAACAGGAGGAACCCAAGAAGCAACAUGAUCUGGCUGAGCAACAGCAAAUGGAUGACCUACAGCCUGUGGAAAAUCAGGAUCCUCUGACGGAAAAUGAGAAGGAGCGACAGCAACAGCUGCACGAGGACAAUCAGCAGGAGCUGGAGCCUGCUCCAGUGUCACAUCCGGCGGCAGAGGAGGAAAAACUGCUGCAGCAUUUGCUCGAGGAGCUGGAAAAACAGCUGCAGAAGCAUCAAGAGGAUCUUCAUCAGGCGAAUGGCGAGACACAAUCCCCAACCGAAGAAGAUAAGCCGCAGCUGGAGAAAAAGCCAAAGCGAAGGCGGCGAAGGAAAACAAAGAGAACUGCCUGGACGCACAUCAAGAAUAAAUUGAAGAAAAGCUACCUGCAAACUUCAUGUCCAGCUAUGGAAUCAGGAUUGAAAGAUGUAACCGAAGUUGGUUUUAUAGCCUCUGUAGACCCUGAGCCAGCGCCAGAUGAAGAACCGGAAGUAGAACCGGACCCAGUGCCGGUCCCCGACCCCGUUCCCGUUCCCGAACAAACAAAAACAACAACAGAUCCUUCUGCAUACGAGUUUGAUCAGGAGUUAGUGCCCGAGGUUGGCAACGAACUGGAGAUUAUUGCAGCUCCUAUGCUCGAGCCGGAGGAUGGGGAGGAUACUGGAGCCCUCUUAUCGCCGUCGCAUAACCUCGAGCUGGUGACCAGCCGUGUUCCGGUUUAUUUGCUCAACGGUGAGAGUCGCGAUGUCAGCACUCCGCUCUCUAGCAGCCAGUUUAGUAGUGCCAGCGGUUCAGAGCCAUAAAAGGUAUGGAUAGAUUAGAGAUUAGGAAGCCCCCACCAAGGCCCAGUGCUAUGCAAUUCCAAUCGUAGUCCCCCUGCUUUCAAAGACCUAAUAAUAGCAAGAUGAGUAACGCCAUAAGCUCUCAUCCCAUGUCCUUGGCCUUGUCCUUGGCCUAUAAUAGUAUUUGUGUUCGCUCUGAAAUGGCAUUGCCCAAAGCAGUUCUUAUACGUAGUUUCUAUUGUAGUAAAAAUUACAAAUUGUUAAAAAUUUAUGUUUAGUAUUUCUUUUCUGUUUGCAAUACACACGACUCGGGUUCGAGUCUACACGCGUACCAAAAUCCCUGGCAUUAAGCAAUGUCAAUUUAACAAAAAACAAAAAAUGAUUGUAAUAUUCUUUAAUGCGAGUAAAAUAUAUAAUCUAAGCAGCAA